AUGGAGGCCCUCAGUGAGGUCCCGCGGGGGCCAAAGUCCGUGCGUGCUUGCCGUGCAGAACUGUCAAGAUGCGAUGUGUUGUUGAGGAGAAUGAGACAAUAUGCUCGCGUUGUUCGCGCAAGUCGCUUAAUUGCGUUUUUCAGGAUCAUCGUCGGGGAAGGAAGCCUGGAACACGGUGCGUUGCGUCCUUCGAACAGUCACACCACACAAAAUCAUGUAGUUGACGCUCAAUUUGGGGUUUCAGGAUUGCGAAGAGACACAGCACCUCUUCGAGGCACCUCGCCAGCACCCCUCCACCUGAACAGACGAGUUCAACUGGACAACCGUAUGAUGACUCUGCUGCAGCGACGGCAGUUCAAAAAAGUCCCGACUGGGAUAACGGCACGCUCCAACCAGCCGGAUUAUUCAAGAGUCAAACUACAAGAAAAGGAUUUUAGACUAGAGAAGAAGAUCCGGCAAUUCCUUCAGAUGAUCCUGUACAGCUUGGCUUGGUCAAUCUGUCCAUCGCUUCGUCCCUAUUUGAGAAGUAGUGUCCCGUCCAGACCUGUGAAACCGCUCACUGACAAUACACACAGUUUCAUGGUCACUCUUAACCCUUAUAUCAGCCAGCUAGAUCCGCACUUGCACAGUUUCAGUCGCGUGAGGAAGAGAUCUGCCUUUCUCCUGACUGUCAUACUUGCCGCAGCAGCCAAAGCUUUCAAUCCUGCUCUCAAUAAGAAGCUCAGGGAUCAUGCAGAGGAUAUGCUUGCCGACAGUUUUCGCAGAGGCUCGAAGUCGAUUGAGGCGGCUCAAGCAAUCAUGAUCAUGACUUAUUGGAAGGACCCCGAAGAUACGCGUGCGUGGAUGUACUUGGGAUACAUCAUCAGAAUGGGAAUGGAGUUGGGUUGGCACCGGCUUGCCCCGUACAGCCCCAAGGCUCCCGAUAUUGGGACUGAUCACGAUAUUCGGGAGGCAAGAAAUAUUGAGAGAACAUGGCUUGUUCUGUUCGUGUAUGACCGAAGCAUGAGUCUACAAACUGGAAAGCCGUGGAUGAUUGAGAGGAGUGGGUUCAUUGAGUCUGUGGAGGCGUGGUGCAAAGACCCUGCAGCUAUCUCAAAUGAUCGUCUUCUCGGUGCUUUGGUUACCCUGCGACUUCUUAGUUCAGAAGUCUUUCGUCUACUGGGUUCGAGAUCAAACAGGGCUCGUGCAGGCCAGCUCCAUACGCUCGAAUCCCUUCUCGCCAUCAUCAAUGGGAGAAUAGAAGAAUGGGAGACAAGAUGGCUAAAGUUGGCCGAUCAAGACAGUUGCCAUCCUUUCUUGAUACAAUUCUACGGAACCCAUCUCCGGCUGCAGCUCUUCUCUUUACCCCUGCAAGAGACUCUAGGUCAGCCGGAUGAAGGGUCCUCACACCGCAUGGAAGCACUAUGGGUUAGCUACUCGAGCGCUUUGGAGAUGCUGCAUCUCAUAUGCCGCCAUUCAUCUUGGCUGUAUUUUGCCCAAGAUUCAGUUCAUGUGAUGACAGCGUACAGCGCCGCUUUCUUGAUUAAGGUCAUUCAAUCAAGGACGAAACUGACACUAGAAACACAGCUUCUGAUGUCUGCGCCAGAAUCAGUAACUCGUCAAAUCGAGCCUGCCAUCAGGAGCGCCGUUUCUGGCGCAGCAGUGGUGUUCUCCCAACAGGCCGCUCCGCCAGGCUCGAGUUGUGCACUGCAAGCCAAGUUCCUCGACAACAUCACCGCGAGGUUUUCAAAAGAAAGGCCGCACGUCCCAGGCAGGGGACAGCAUCAGAGUAUAGCAGUCGAAGCAGGCGAAUGUUCCACGAUAUCAAGCGCUCAGCCAAAUUGUGACGACUCGCGAUGGGAUUCUAGCGAGACAGCAAGUUUCAUUGCACCGAUAAGGGGCGCAGACAUAGCUGGGACAGGACUGACCUUCGAGUCCGCAGAGGAAGCUACUUGGGCGAGUCUCAUAGCAGAAGCUGGAUUCAGUGCCCAAGAUGGUGUUUUCUUUGGAUGA
This is a messenger RNA of Colletotrichum gloeosporioides, 1992 nucleotides long. Its product is annotated as Protein priB. The record is from RefSeq and is a predicted model, not a curated record. Gene Ontology annotation, molecular function: zinc ion binding; DNA-binding transcription factor activity, RNA polymerase II-specific; transcription cis-regulatory region binding. The transcript has 6 exons. The coding region runs from base 1 to 1992 and encodes 663 amino acids. Gene Ontology annotation, biological process: regulation of DNA-templated transcription; DNA-templated transcription. Gene Ontology annotation, cellular component: nucleus. Lineage: Eukaryota; Fungi; Ascomycota; Sordariomycetes; Glomerellales; Glomerellaceae.